GUGUGCACGCUUUCAGUUAGGACGCCACACACGUCACACGCAACACAUCUGUUCAUCUGUCUAACAAUGCAGCAGCGCUGGUCAAAGUGGUCAAAGUAGAAAGAAGAAAAGGUGUGGCCAACUCCUGACAAGACCCCCAUCGCCCAAUCAGAUGGGAGGUAAACCUGGGGGGGGGGGCGGGGGUAUUAAACUCUAGCAGCUCAGAAGUCUCAGAAGGCAGGAGGGAGAAGAUGUUCCUCAUGGCGCUGUUUCUGUUUGUUCUGGCUCUGCUCCCCCUCAUCUGUUCUCAUGUCACUGAAGCUGCACAGGAAGUGAAAGUGAAGCCCGGAGAAGACGCCACUCUUCACUGUGGUCGUGACGGCGCUACCAUCGGAGUGUUGACCUGGAAGAAACUAAACAUCUAUCUCCUCUUCUUCCGGGACAAUCACUUGGUCGCGAACUUUCAGGAUCGGUCUUAUCGUGAUCGAGUGGCGCUGAUAGAUCCAGAGUUGAAGAGCGGCGACGGGUCGGUGGUUCUGAGGAACGUCACCUUCGAAGACGCCGGGAGAUAUGAGUGUUAUCUUAAAGAGGAACAACUAGGACGCAACAAGAGAGACACUGGCAUCAGAAGUGUCAUCGAUCUGAUCGUGGAAGACGAUCGUGGACCGACCGUGGACGGAGGAAACCAGGACGGACGUGUUGGAUUGAUGGUUGGUCUGUCGGUCGCUGGUGGUGUCGUUGCUGCUGCUGCUGCUGCUGCUGCUGUUAAAUACAGAAAGCGACCACCAUCAUCACCUGCUGAUGAUGGAAGUGACCUUUGACCUGUCUGAAAUGUCUCUGACCUCUUCUCUCUUUUCCAUGUGUGUGAAGGUGCCAAAGCAGCUGCUGGUUGUAGCGUUUUUUCUUUUCUAGCUGCUUGUUAAAGAGAAAACACACAAAUCAAAACAUGUAGAUUAUGAGAGAAAUGUUAUUAAUGUAUAUACAGAAGGAGCUUCAGACCCGAGACUUGCACUCGACAAUUUGCACACUGUAAAACUGUAAGAAAACUCUAACGUUGGAGACACUACAGUACUUGAAGUUACCUGAGCACCUCCUGAAAAGUCUGUCCAGCUUGUUUCGUGUUGCUGUAGUUUUCAUAAGCUUUGAAAAAACCUCUAAGAGUGGUACAACGUCCCACAAUGCAGCUGUGGUAUUUGUUCUCGAGCCUGGAUCACAUUAAACAGACUGGGAGAUUAUAAAAGCUAGUUGAUGUCCUGUUACGAACGGUCCGUUUGUUUCUCAUAUUGUUGCUUAUGUCAUUAAGUUAUGUUUAGUUUUGUGUGAAUAAAUGAUAUAUUUAUGUGUUGCCAACUGGGAAAAACUUCUAAAUCCCCCUUUGUAAAAGUUUGUGUUCAAGAAGGAAAUCCUAGACUUGAAGAGAUGUGGACCAUUCACUGUCUUCCUGAAGUACGUGUCUUUUUGAUAUUCAAUACAAACCACGCACAAAGACACGGCUCUAUCCAUGACACUCAACAACACACAAAGAGCUUAAAGUUCCUCAUCGUUUCAUUCCAACCUAUUUUCUCUGGAAGUUGGACUUUUUGUCGAUAAAAAGGAAUCAGAAAUAAAGACAAAAAAACCUGAGAGAAA
Messenger RNA from Seriola aureovittata, 1608 nucleotides. Its product is annotated as nectin-4-like. Gene Ontology annotation, cellular component: external side of plasma membrane. NCBI's taxonomy places the organism in Eukaryota, Metazoa, Chordata, Actinopteri, Carangiformes, Carangidae. Gene Ontology annotation, biological process: cell surface receptor signaling pathway; cellular response to lipopolysaccharide; negative regulation of T cell proliferation. The coding region runs from base 231 to 800 and encodes 189 amino acids. The transcript has 2 exons. The record is from RefSeq and is a predicted model, not a curated record.